Porites evermanni is the source of this 1179-nucleotide messenger RNA. Lineage: Eukaryota; Metazoa; Cnidaria; Anthozoa; Scleractinia; Poritidae. The record is from the annotation of a GenBank genome assembly.
AUGACUCAAAAUCUUCCAACUCAUGGAUUUAAAUGGAUGAAAGAUAUAACAAUGGAAAAGGUAUAUAAAAUUUUAGAUAAAACAAAUCAUAGUAUGUCAAAUAAUGGAAAAAAAGGAUAUAUAUUUGAAGUUGAUUUGGAAUACCCUAAACAUCUAUGGGAAAAACAUAAUGACUAUCCUUUAGCGCCUGAGAAGAUGAUUGUUAAUGGUGUUGAAAAACUAUUAUGUCAUUUUAAACCCAGAAAAAACUAUGUUGUUCAUUAUCGAAAUCUUAGACAAUAUCUUGAAAUGGGUAUUAAGAUUACUGCUGUACAUAGAGGAAUAUUAUUUUACCAAUCUCCUUGGAUGGAACCAUAUAUUAGAAAAAAUACAGAACUUCGAAAGACAGCAGCUAACAGUUUUGAGAAAGAUUUUUUUAAACUAAUGAAUAAUAGUGUAUUUGGUAAAACAAUAGAAAAUAUACGAAAAAGACAAAAUAUACAUCUUAUUGAUAACCGUAAUAAAGCUCUCAAAUUAUCAAGUCGUCCAAAUUUUGAUAGAUGUACAAUAUUUGAUAGCAAUCUUAUUGCAGUUCAUAUGAAAAAUACUGAAGUGUAUUUUAACAAACCAGUAUAUGUGGGUCAAUCAAUUUUAGAUUUAUCAAAAUCUUUAAUGUUUGAUUUUCAUUAUAACUACAUCAAAAAUAAAUAUGGAAAAAAAGCUGAGUUAUUGUUUACAGACACAGACAGUCUAAUGUAUGAAAUUAAAACAAAUGAUUUUUACAAAGAUAUAUUUCUUGAUGUAAAAAAUAAAUUUGAUACUUCUGAUUAUCCAUUAGAUCAUCCUUCUGGGAUAAUUACAGGAGCUAAUAAAAAAGUAAUAGGGAUGUUUAAAGAUGAAGUAGCUGGAAAACAGAUAACACAUUUUGUUGGGUUGCGACCAAAACUUUAUAGCUAUAAAGUUGAGGAUGAAAAAGAAUUAAAGAAGUGUAAGGGAAUAAAGAAAAAUGUAAUAAAAAAGAAAUUAGAUUUUGAUGACUAUGUUAAAUGUUUGUUUACUGGUGAAAAAGAAAUGAGAUCUAUGAAAAUUAUAAGAAGUGAAAAUCAUGAUAUAUAUUCUAAAGAGGUUAACAAAGUAGCUCUUAGUAAUCAAGAUGAUAAAAGAUGUGUAUUAAAAGACUUAAUACAUACUUUAGCAUUC